Molecule: messenger RNA, 3680 nt
Organism: Astyanax mexicanus (Mexican tetra)
Lineage: Eukaryota; Metazoa; Chordata; Actinopteri; Characiformes; Acestrorhamphidae
Product: G-protein coupled receptor family C group 6 member A
Exons: 6
Coding region: 75-2864 (929 amino acids)
Biological process (GO): G protein-coupled receptor signaling pathway
Cellular component (GO): membrane
Molecular function (GO): G protein-coupled receptor activity
Source: RefSeq, a predicted model, not a curated record
AUGCAUUUUCUCAGAACAUACUCAGUCUCUUGUUUCAUUUCUGUAUCUCCAGUUUUAGACGGAGACUAUUCAGUAUGAGGUCUCACUCUUGUAUUUAUGUGUUGGGAGUUGCUGUGAUUUUGGGGAUGUUGGGGCCCUCCAGUGGGACAGAGUCCUUGUGUGCGGCGUAUGCCCCUGGAGACAUUAUCAUCGGGAUUCUGAGUUCAGUUCAUGCUAACAUUAAAGAUCUUCAGCCUUGGAUUCUUCCAGAUUUGUCUGUCUGCAUAAACUUUGAUCUAAUUACCUUCGUACAAGCUUUAGCUUCAAUUCACACCAUCGAAACAAUCAAUGACUCUGGAUUUCUUCCCGGUAUUCGGCUUGGAUAUCUAAUGUGUGACCCUUGUUCUUAUGCAACCAAAGCCUUGCACUGUGUGGAGCACAUGCUAGCAGUUAACCGCUCACUUACAGUUCUCUCUGACUACUCAAACCUCCGUCCACCUGUGAAAGUCUUCUUAGGCGAGAGAUACACUGAAACCUCUCUUCCUAUAUCCAGACUGCUCAGCCUGUACAGGAUUCCACAGAUAAGUUGCACAUCUUCUGCAUCAGUGCUAAGUGACAAGAUACGCUACACAUCCUUCUUUCGGGUCAUUCCAAGUAACAAAUAUCAGGCAUUGGCCUUGGCAAAGCUCAUGAGUCACUUUAACUGGACCUGGGUUGGAGUAGUGUACCUUGAUGAUGACUAUGGUAAGGGUAUCUUUGAGAACUUUUUGACUCAUAUAGAUAAAGAGAAGAUAUGUUUAGCUUUUGAAGAAGUGGUACCCAACUACCCUGACACGACACAAGACCUGAAAAAGGUGGCAGAUCUUAUCCAGUCCUCCAAUGCCACUGUUGUGCUGCUUCUCCUACGAGUUCAGCAGGUGGAGACGCUGUUUAAAGAGAUGAUUACGAGAAAUUCUUAUAAAAUCUGGAUUGCCAGUAACACCUGGUCUUUGGCACGCUACAUAAUGAAGAUGGAGGGCAUACACAAAGUGGGUGACAUCCUUGGCAUUAACUUCAUCACAGGGAACAUCCCAGGUUUUGAAGACUACCUACAGAAUCUAAAACCAGGCCCAGGGGCAAGAAAUUAUUUAAUCAAUGAGUAUAAGCAAAUAAGAUUCAACUGCAGUCAGCAAUCAGAACACACAUCUUCUUCAGCCUGUAAUGUGACGAACCCCCAGGAGGCAAACGAUGACUACCUGCUGCAAGCUGUGGAUCCGACAGAGGCCUACAAUCAGAGAGUGGCGGUGUACGCCUUCGCUCACGGCCUCAAGAAACUUCUUAAAUGUAACGACACAGCCUGCUCUGGAGAAACAGACUUCCAGCCACUAAAGCUCUUAAACAUUCUUCGCAAGGUGAACUUCACUUUGGACAAUCAGACCUACUCCUUUGAUGAAGAUGGUAAUUUUGAGACCGGCUAUGACAUCAUGACUUGGAAGAAGAAUGGAAAUGGAAAGAUAUCUGAGGUGGUGGGAAAAUUUCUCCUAAAAACUGGAGAAGUAGACAUCAAAGAUGAAAGAAUUCAAUGGUCCAGAAAUAAUAACACGGUGCCCUCAUCCAUGUGUACAAACCCGUGUGCCCCUGGCACAGAAAAAAAAAUAUUAAGUAAGUCCUGUUGCUAUAGCUGCACCAACUGUAGUGAGGGACACUAUUCUGACAAGGAUCAAACUGCCUGUCAAAAAUGUCCAGAUGGCACUUGGUCUCGUCCAGGCUCCAGCGAAUGUGAGGACUGGCAGAUCUCAUAUUUGGAGUGGUCUUCAUCUUAUUCCAUUGUAGUGAUAAUUGGAACAGUGGUAGGAAUAGUGCUGCUAGUAUUUUCAUUUAUCUUCUUCAUUUACCACAGAGAAAAACCCAUCAUAAAAGAUUUCUUUAUCGUUUCUUGUUUGAUGAAGUUGGGUCUGCUUGUGAGUUUUGGAAGUGUAAUAGUUUUCUUAGGCAGACCAACCAAACACCUCUGCAUGGCACAACAGGCCAUGUACGCUCUUGGGUUCACUCUCUGUGUGUCAUGCAUUCUGAGCAAAGCCUUUAACACACUGGUAGCAUUUAUGGCAUUUAACCAUGACAGACAGCGUACACUUAAAAAGCUUGAAAAACCUUUUGUCAUCAUCAGCUUCCUCACUUUUAUUCAAGCUCUCAUCUGUAUCUUCUGGCUGGUAUUUGAUCCUCUUGAUGCUUCAGAAUCUAUUUCAAAGUCUCAGGCAUUAACCAAGAACCUCCUGUGCACUCAGGGCUCUAUGUACGGCUUUGGUGCGAUGCAUGUCUACAUUGCUUUACUAGCAGUAGCAUGUUUCCUAAUGGCCUUCAAGGGGAGAGAUAAUGAGACAGAGCCAAUAGUCUUCAGCAUGCUCAUCCACCUGUUUGCCUGGCUUUGCUUCAUUCCAGUUUUCAUCACACAAGUUGAAUUACGGCCUAUUGUUCAAAUCUCUGCCAUUAUGGUCUCCAACUAUGGAGUUAUCUUCUGUCAUUUCACCCCAAAAUGGUACAAGAUUCUUGUAGAAAAAACUAAAAUACAAAAUAACAUGAAAAGCCCAGGCAGUCUUCCUCCACAUGAUCAUGACUCUGGAGUUGGUAACGACACAAUUGGUAAUGAUUCAGAAGCGUCUCUAUCAAUGCACAGUUUUCCACAAGCACAAUUUCAUUUUGAAGAAUCAGAAACAGAUGAACAGUCAGUAUCAGAAAUACCUGACUACACAAUAUCAGAAAUAUCUGACAACACAAUAUCAGAAAUAUCUGAAAACACAAUAUCAGAAAUAUCUGAACACCCAAUAUCAGGAAUAUCUGACUGCCCAAUAUCAGAAUCUGAUGUUAGGCGUCGGAGAUUAAGACAUCAAAGAGCAAGGAGUUUCUAAGUCAUUUAAUCUAACGGGGAAACACAGUCUGAGCUCAGCCCUCUAGAAUUACUGGCACAAUCACAUGAAACAAUUACCAAAAAACACAUAAAUUUGACCAAAAAAAGUAAAACAUUUUAAUGUUUGGUUGGACCACCUUUAGUUUUGAUUAGAGCAUGCAUUGGUGGCAUUGUUUCAAUAAGCUUCUACAAUGUCACAGAAUUUAUUUCAAUCCAGUGUUGCAUUAAAUAUUUUUUCAAGAUCUUGCUGCAUUGAUGAUGGUAGAGUCUGACCGCUGCUCAAAGUCUUUUCCAGCACAUCCCAAAAAUUCUCAAUGAGGUUAAGAUCUGGACUCUGUGGUGAACUCUCUCAAUCCAUGUGUGAAAAUAAUGAUCUCAUGCUCCCUGAAUCACUCUUUCACAAUAUCAGCCCCAUGAAUCCUGACAUUAUCAUCUUGAAAAUGGGCGUGCCAUCAGGGAAGAAAAAAUCCAUUGAUGGAAUAACCUGGUUUAUAUUCAGUAUUUUCAGAUAGUCAGCUGACCUCAUUCUUUCAGCACAUACUGUUGCUGAAUCUACACCUGACCAGCUGCGGCAUCAACCUUACAUCAUAUCCCUGCCCCUACAGGCGAAGAAGUGUGGCUAAACAGUAUGGGUGGGCAAAUAUGACCAUAUUUAAUUGAAUUGUUACAAACAAUUAUCUUUUUUUUGUAUAUUAUGGAUGUUAUCAGAACAUUGACAAACUCUAUGACAAAGAGUGUAAAAAGUCCAGCUUGAUUGAAUUAUAUAUGCCUUAAUAUUCAUUGCAUUAUUUGUUUUAUUUUUAACACUGUUACAUAU